Messenger RNA from Didymodactylos carnosus, 1626 nucleotides. The record is from the annotation of a GenBank genome assembly. NCBI's taxonomy places the organism in Eukaryota, Metazoa, Rotifera, Eurotatoria, Philodinida, Philodinidae.
AUGCCUGUUGAUCUCGUACAACGUUACAAAGCAUGUAUGAUAUUAGGUGGCGUUGGUGAUGCCCUGGGAUAUCGAGAUGGAAAAUGGGAAUUUAACAAUAAUGGAUCAUCAAUUCAUCAUGAGUUAGAACAAACAUUCGGAAAUGUUAAUGCCAUUCACUUCGAACUGUCAAAAUGGCGAGUUAGUGAUGAUACAAUUUUACAUUUGGCCAUAGCAGAAGCAUUGGGUGACCAUGGUGAUCAAAAUCCAGACCCAUCGUUAUAUACGAGAACGGUAAAAAAGUUAAAAUUAGCCGUAUCUGACAUGAAAAAUCGUCAUCCAAGUUCAACAACAAUGACCGCUAUUGAACGGUUAUCAGCAGAGAGAGAAAAUGGUUGGCAUAUUCAAUAUUCGGCUAUUUCUCAUGAUUGUACUGCGGCUGUUCGCUGUAUGUGCAUUGGUCUUCGCUAUUUUCAUCCUAAUAAUUUAAAUCAAUUAAUUAGUGUAUCGAUUGAAACAUCACGUAUGACACAUACCCACACGAACGGUUAUUUAAGUGGUCUAACAACUGCACUGUUCACUUCAUUUGCGUUACAACAAAAACCAAUUUAUAGUUGGGGAAAAUGUUUAUUGGAUUUAUUACCUUAUAUUAAAGAGUAUAUUCAGUCAUUGAAACGAAAUGACUUAGAACAAAAUAUGAGAACAUGGACUAUGUUUGAAACAUUUUGGAGACAGUAUUUACAAGAACGACGUAUUAUCAAUGGAAAUCAUUUACCACAUUUUCCCGAAAAAUAUGAUGUUGAAGAACGAGACAUCUUCUACAGAGAAUUGUCGCAUGCGGGAUGGGCAGGAGCAAGUGGAACGGAUUCUGUGGCUAUUGCUUAUGAUGCAUUAUUAUCUUGUGAUGGCUCAUGGUCAGAAUUAGUUUUGCGAGGCGCAUUACACGGUGGACAUGGAGAUGCAACAGGUGCAAUUGCUUGUGCUCUGUAUGGAGCUGUUUAUGGUUUUCAAAAUGUUCCUGAACGAAACUACAAGGAUUUAGAGUAUCGUGAUCGUUUGGAAACUGUGGCAUUACGAUUAUAUCAAUUAAAUAAAAUUCAUGACAUAUCAUCAACAAAAACAGUUCCUAUUCGAAAAUCUCCGUCACCAGCGUCAUCCUCACAAAAAUCGAAUCGUACACCAUUAUCAGAAUUGAAUCAACGAGGUCCAUGUGUUCAUUUUCUGUUUAUUCCCGCUCAUGUUCAAGAUUCAAUGCCAACAUUUCAACAAUCACUUCAUGAACCGCUACUUUUGUUUCCAAAAAAAUACAAGUUUCAAGAAUAUGAUGAAAUAUCUAUUCAUUCUAAUGAUUCUUCUUCAACAAUUAACUCAUUAAUUAAACAAUCACCAAUACGAACAGAUAUUUUACCAUCAAAAGAAAAUCGAACAGAUAGAUCUCUAAGAACAAAAUCGACUGUUCCACCAAUUCCUGCUAGAAAACCAGUUUUACCAUCAACAUCAUCUGGUGGUGUUCUAGCCAAUAUGGUAUUUCGUGGUUACACUUCAAGCAUUUUGAAGUCAGAUAAAAAUAUUGAACAAUCUCAUCAACAACGAAAUUCUGAUUAUGGAAAUGAUUGUAGAAAGUUUAUUGCCAAAACUUAUCAGUGA